Messenger RNA from Pipra filicauda (Wire-tailed manakin), 1611 nucleotides. RefSeq names its product endoplasmic reticulum protein 27 (gene ERP27). The transcript has 7 exons. Gene Ontology annotation, biological process: response to endoplasmic reticulum stress; protein folding. Gene Ontology annotation, cellular component: endoplasmic reticulum. The coding region runs from base 1 to 1134 and encodes 377 amino acids. The record is from RefSeq and is a predicted model, not a curated record. Lineage: Eukaryota; Metazoa; Chordata; Aves; Passeriformes; Pipridae.
AUGUCCAAUGCUGUGGAUGAGGAUGUACCAGUGGCAGUGCCAGUGAAGCUCUCCAAGGCUGGCACAGCCAGCACCACAGAGAAACCUAUCCUGUUAAACAACAUCGCAGAUGCUGAAGCCUUUGUCAGUGGUGCAGAGGUUGCAGUCAUCGGAUUCUUCCAGGCCGUAGGUUGGGACGGAAGGGGCGCUUGGCACCGCCGCCUACUGACGGCCCCGGCAGAGCGAGGACGGGGCCGGGGGCCGGGGGCCGGGGCUGUGCGUGACCCCCGCACCCCGCGGGCCGCGCAGGACGCGCGGGGGCCGCUCCGGGCCGUUGUGCGCGCGGCGGGCGGCAGGUGUCGCUCUCGCGCCGCCCCGGGCGGGCGGCGGGGUCGGGGAGUGCCCGGGGGGGCUCCGCCCGUCACCGCCCGGCCCGUCACCGUCCGGCCCUUCACUGCCCGGCCCGUCACCGCCCGGCCCGUCACCGCCCGGCCCGUCACUGCCCGGCCCUUCACUGCCCUCUCUCUGCCUCCGCAGGAACCGGAGAGCGCCGAAGCGUCCCAGUUUCGCCUGGCGGCCGGCCGGAUCCCGGAGGUGCCCUUCGGCCUCAGCACCAGCCCCGCCGUCCUGUCCCACUACGGCGUCUCGGCGAACACCGUCACGCUGUUCCGCAGGGUAGACAAUGACCGGAGGAAUCUGGAUAUGAACAACGAAGAUGUUGAUACUGAGAAGAUGACUCGUUUCGUUCGGUUGAAUGAGCUCCGCCUGGUGACAGAGUACAACCCUGUGACAGCAAUAGGUGUGAUGCAGAGUUCGCUCCAGUUUAACCUCCUCCUGAUCACAGACAAGAUGUCCCCAAAGCACCCUGAGCGAAUGCGCAAGUUUCGGGCGGCAGCAGAGCUCUUCAAGGGAAAGAUUCUCUUUAUCCUGUUAGACAGCAAUUUGAAGAGCAAUGAACCAGUAGUGUCAUACUUCCAGCUGAAGAAGUCCCAGCUGCCAGCUCUGGCUAUAUUCCACACACCAGAUGAUGAGCAUGAUGUGAUGACUGUGGAUGAAAUCUCCAUUGAGCGUGUGCAGGACUUCUGUAAUCGUUUCAUACAAAAAAUGAAGAAGAAAGAAGACGAAUCUGAGAAGCCCCUCAAUGAGGAACUCUGAUUCCUUCUCAGCCAACAGGAUGACUGUGCCCAGAAUCAUCUUAUUCUGGUGUAUUAAGAGUUCACUUCACCCUGCAGCUCGACAAUUUCUGAACCAAGUUGGUCAUGUAUUCCCAUCACCAUUCUAUGUAUAUAUAUGCUGUCUAUCCUCUCCAGAAAUCUCUUAUCUCUUCUCGUUUGUUGGUUCCAGUUCACUUCUUUUCAGUACUCCAGUACCUUUGGUAUUGCCUUACGAUGUGCCCUUCCAUGCCACUCUGUUGGAGCAAAGAGUGGCGUAGCAAAAUGGCAAUAUCAGAGGUAAAGCUGGUAGUUCCCAGGGAUCUGUUUCCCUCAUUCUCUUGGCUUUUGGUGAUAUGCUGGGAUCCACUGUCAGCCUUUCCCGACACUACAAAUGGAUUGUUUGCAUGAUGUCACAUGAACUUUUCCAUUUAUUUUACUAAAUAAAGCAGAAAGUGAAUAGCCUGAAUUUUUACUCAAA